AUGUCCAUCAUCCAGCAGCACACUGCUGAUACGCUCAGUGAUGCCUGGCGCACUAUCAACAUCGACGCCCUGCAAGAGGACUCGGCGGUCAACUUUGACACAUCGACGCUGCACCCGCCGCAACCUGAAAUUGACGAAUCCGAGGUUCGUAAUCUCGCCACCCAGGUGCGGCAGCUGCUCCGUGGCGGUGAUGCCGAGGGUGCGUUGAGGGGAUGCUUGGAGUUUCCCGUCUACAAUGGCGCUGAUGCUGCCAAGGACGCUCACCUCCAGACCAUCACCGAGGUCCUCCAGUCUAUCAAGGCUUCCGAGAUGACGCCUCUCCUCAAGUCCAUCUACGGCUCCCCCGGCGGCCCCGAGCUGGUUGACGUCCUCAUGAAGUACAUUUACAAGGGCAUGGCCGGUUCCUCGAGCGGUUCCGGUCUCAGGUCGCCGCCGCCGCAGGCCGCGCCCGGCGGGUUCAGCCAGAUUGGCGGUCGCCCUGGAGCCACGAACGAGAACGUUGGAAGCGCCAUGAGCGUGCUGCUCAGCUGGCACGAGAAGGUCGUCGACGUUGCUGGAUUGGGAUCUAUCGGUCGUGUCAUGACGGACUGGAGACGGGUUUAA
Molecule: messenger RNA, 603 nt
Organism: Colletotrichum truncatum
Lineage: Eukaryota; Fungi; Ascomycota; Sordariomycetes; Glomerellales; Glomerellaceae
Product: arp2 3 complex subunit
Biological process (GO): regulation of actin filament polymerization; Arp2/3 complex-mediated actin nucleation
Cellular component (GO): Arp2/3 protein complex; actin cytoskeleton; cytoplasm
Molecular function (GO): actin filament binding
Source: RefSeq, a predicted model, not a curated record